AAUAAUCCUUUCGAAAUAAAUGUCCUAACAUCAACUAAAACAAGAUCAAAAACUUAAAUGUAAUCAAUGAAAUUGAUGUUAAAAUAUUUCAUUAAUAAUUUAACAAAAAAUCAACGUAAAUCGUAUAAAAAAUCUAGAGCAACAACGGACAGAAAUAAAGAAAUCAAAUACGUGAUUAAUUUCUCACAAAGUGUUAAAAGUUGUAGAUUAAACGUGUUGAUAAGAAAAUUUAACAAUAAACCUAAUGAUGAUGGGGCCAUGAGCCCAUCAUUACCGACAUUGAGUUGGAGUCGCAAGCGCGUCUCAAGCGGGCCUGCACCAUGCUAGCACCGCCGAACCCGAGGUCAAUAUGCGGCCAGGACCCGGGCUGGUCGUGAUGGCGCUUGCGUUUAUUUCGGGGGCUCGGCGUGGCAGCACCAGCAGCAUCAGUUCAAAGACUACAACAACGUCGUCACCACCACCACCAACACUACAAAUUUUAACUACAACAACACCAGCAUCAUCAUUAACAUUAUUUCAAACGACCGUUACAACAUCUCCAACUUCAUCAUCCUCGUUCUCAUUCAUUUCUUCUACCACAACCACUACCAGCACCUCCACACCACCACCAACAACAGGCGACACCAUCACAACCACGUCAUCACCACCACCACUUCUAUCAACACAACCAAUAAAUAUUUAUGAAAAUUUUGGUUUUUUCGGUUCACCAUUAUUCAAGGAACAAGAAAACGACCAUCAAUACCAUCUCAGUAAACGGCCCAAACAACCAGUGCCCUUUAACUUUUUUAAUACAUUUUUUACUCGCAACUCCUACAACUCGUAUCCCUCUACGUCCAACUAUUUCGCCCACACGUAUCCGCUGCCCUCGCACUUAACACAACAUUACGACGAUCCGCGUGCUCGUACGGAAUCGAAUACGGCUUUGCACUCGGCAAAGCAUACGCGUCGCGCGACCACUAAAUCUCGACGGCGACGAAAGAGAAGAACGCGCAGUGCCAACGUUAACUAUAGGGGCAGCGGAACUGGCAGCGACGACGCUAUCGAGAAUCUCAACGAUUCGGACGAUACACUGACAUCACUGACAACUGCUGUAGACAGCAGCAGUGAUAGUGCAUUAAGUGAUCAAACAACACUAGCCCGCGGUCUACCCGUACACUUUCCUUCACUAACCGCCGCCGACUCGUCAAGAUCCCUUGACGAAGACGAUAUAUUUGCCUUAGUAGCCGAGGACGAUCUUCUCUCCGAAGAGUCCUUUGAUCAUUUGGUUAAACUAACAAACGACAAAAUUGGUGACACGAACGAAGAAGACUAUAGCAGCGGCACGGAGACUGUAGUCGAGUCAUCGAGUGGUAGUGGCAGUGGUGCUCCAGACAAUGCACACGACACAACAGAUCAGCAAAAUGCCAUUGAGGAUUUUGUGCGUGUGCAUCAACAUCAACAGCAACAACAACAACAACAACAAGAACCAGAACCAGAUCAGCAACAGGAUCAUAACGAACAUCCUCAGCUUCAAGAUGACGAUGAUGGCGAUAAUGGGACUAAAGAAAAGCCCAACGAAGAUCAUGAUUCAGAACAAGAUGAUGUUGAUACGGUUUAUACAGCUCAUUUAGUGGGCAAUAGCAACGAAAAAGUUGUUUCAGUAGCCGAAACAGACUCAACACACUCCUCAGAUCCAGAUAAGGUCGAGAAAGAGAACAAAUUAGUAACAGCGACAACAAAAACAACAACAACUACCACAACACACCCAAAGGCAGAGUUAGAUAGUCCAAAUAGAUAUCAUACAAUAUUGGGUAGUAAUUUUGCACUAACACGCCUUAAUCCUUGGAUAUCAGCUUGUGAUCUGGCACAACCUGGUCCAUUAUCAGCACCAGAUUUGCAGGGUGAAUGCUCAGCUGGUACACUGCCUGUUGCACGGGUCGAUGAGGGCCCUGGUCCGCCAACGUGUCUCAAAUCGUGUAAAGAAGAAACGCCAUUUACAAAUAAGUUAAAUAAGGAUAAUAUGAUUAAUAAUUUAAUUAAUAAUAAUAACAACAAUUCGAAUAAUAAUAAUAACAAUAAUAGUAAACAAAAUAAAAAUAAAAGCGAUAAUAAAUUAAAUAAAUUAGUAGGUUAUACAACAACAACAAACACCUUUAAUAUUAAGUUAAGAAAUAGUCAGCCAACUAUUAGUCAUAGUAUGAAUACAAAUAAUAAUAAUAAUAACAACAACAACAAAAAUAUGGAUGAUAAUAAUAAUAAUAAUAAUAGCAACAACAACAACAAGAGUUUUAUGAAACUUUUAAAUCCUUUUAAUUAUUAUCAAAUAAACAACUAUAACACAAACAAUAAUAAAAUGGCUAAACUACGAAGAAAUUCCAAAGAAACAACAUCAAAUCACAGUGAUGUUGCCUCUAGAUCUACAACUACGAAUGUCACAAUGUCCCAACGGGCCGCACACAAUGACUCUCAGUCUCAGGCGUUGUCCACGCUGCAUUCGAGUGAAGACUAUGAAUUAUUGCAUGACAUGUUAAUGCAACAAGAUGAAGCUGCCACAAAUACCCAACAAAAUCAACAAGAUCAAUACAAUGAUGAUGGCGAUCAUCAAUACCAUCAUCAUCAGUUUAAUGAUGCUGCCAUAGCAGCUGCCGCUGUUGUCAUGCAAUUGAAUCAGCAGCAACAACAGCAUAACAACAAUAAUAAUAUUGUCAAAAUGAAGCUGACAGCAACAAAUUACAAUGACAACAACAGCAACUACAAUAGUAAUCACUUUGAAUUGAAAUAUAAUCAUUUGAAAAAACUGCAUGCAGGCAACAGCAACAGUAAUAACAACAACAACAAUAAUAAUAGGAGAUAUCAAAGCAUAAACAAUAUCAAUAAUUCACAACAACGCUUUAACACUUCCUUCACAAUGAAAAGCCAUGCGGUUGCUGCCAACAAUGACAACAGUGAUCAGUAUUUGAAAAUACCACCACCGGAGAAACAACAACAACAGUGCCUUGAAUAUUUGGGCGAUAGUGAGACAACAAUGCCCUCGCACUUGUGCCACUUUCUGACGCCCAGCGAUCGUUUGGCUCAAUUACGUCAUCUGCGUUUGCGUAAUUGUUGCGAACGUAACGUGUACAGUGCAUUGCAUACGAUGGCAUUGAAUGCCACACUCAGUGGCGGUACUGGGUGUUUGCGUGUCCUGCAGGACUUAAUGGAUUUGGAUGCGCUCGCAUCGAGAAUCACAUGUGGUCUAACGGCUAUACUUUUUCGUUUCGAUUGUCGUCAAGUUUAUUCGAUUAUACAUCAAUGUGAUGACUGCAAGGAAGCUUAUCGACGCUGGGUUUGCAGUACACUGGUGCCAUAUUUUGCUGAGACCAGCGAUGUGAUGAGACCACCAGAAAUCUUAACCACCACAAUUGAUAGUACCAGUGUGGCGAGUGGUGGCAGCAAUCAUGUGCAUAGUCCAAAUAAGUCGCAUAAGUCUCAAAGCAAUUCGUUAAACAGCUACAAUACCACCAUGGCCUCAAACAUGACUACCUCUCAUACCGCAGCAACAUCACCAAACAAUAAAAACAAUAAAAAUGGAACAGAUAUGUCAUCUGCAAUGCCAACAAAAACAGCCACAUCGAAUUUUAUUACAAACAGCAACAAUAACAAACAUGACAUGCAAUAUAAUGCCAACAAUUAUCAGCAACAUUUCUACAUGCAACAGCAGCAGCAUCGUGUUAAAAGAAGAAACAUACAAAUGCAACAGCAGCAGCAACAGCUACAACAACAUAUUAUCAAUCAUAUAUUGAUUGAUAACAACAGCAGCAGCAGCAGUAGCAGCAACAACAAUAACAACAGUAAAAUUAAUGACAUUCAUUAUGAAACGAUUUUAAUUCACCAUAAAAAUCAGCCACAACAACUGCAUCCCUCUACCAUUACCCAGGCAUUAAUAUUUAAUGACAUCAUCACCCUCAAUCCCCGGACUACAAGUCCAAGGAAUCCUUUAAGAUCCACAACUGCACGCCUACACAGCAUUAAUGCGACUAACGAGCCAGCAUUUGGACUUAAUUUGCAUCAUAAAUCAACGAAUAAAAGACGAAAACGCAGUGAUAAUUCCACAACAACUACAAUAUACGCCGAUGUAGUUGUUAACAGGCCAUCAAAGUCCUCGUCGUCACCACCAUCGCCGUCUUCAUCACAUGCAUCGUCAACGAUGCAUCAAAUGCAGAGACAAAAACAACAACAACAACAAUCUUUUAAUUUCAUAUCGACUGCCAAUAAUGAGGAUUCUUUUUACGCCACGAAUCCAGUGAUAACCAAAUUAUUAAAAAGAUCAAAACGCAAAGAAUUUGAAUUUCGUAAACGACGAAGAAUACGACCCUGCCUAAGUGUGUGCCAAACUGUAGAGCAAAAAUGUCCAUAUCUCCUACCAGCUGAUCGAGCGCCAUCGAUGCCAACACAAUAUGCCGGCGAACCAACAUUCUUAUGUUUAGAUUACAAUAUAGCCGAGACCGAAGAACAAUUGAGCAAGGCCAGCCAUGGGCCCAAUGAAUGCUGCUACACCUAUUGCAGCAGCUCGCCGAAUGGCAUUUGCACGUACUGCAAUGACAUGUGGGACAAAACAGAAACCGAUAAAGAGGCUGAAUUCCUAAGCGAAGAAAGAGAAACGAAAGUUUUAAAUAUAAAAAUGAAACCGAAAGGUCGUGUUGAAAGUGAAGCCACCAUAAGAGUGGAAACUAGGAUACAGCAGAAAAUGGGUGAAGAAAAGAAUGGCCUUAAAAUGUCCACCGUAGCCAUAGAGGUGCGUAAUGAUACAGCAUUCGAGAAUGCCACACGUCUAGCCGAACGCCUACAAUACUAUGCCUUCUGUGACGGAGUCUUUUACUAUGACGACGAUGCCGACGAUAUGCCCGAAUAUCCAAAUUCGGAAAACUGCCGGGCAUUGCCACCAGUACAAAGUCGCUGCAUACCCUACUAUGCCACCAAUUAUAUAUCAUCGGCCGAUAUGUUGGGAUCGUAUCGCAAAAAUAACGAGGCUCAAAAGCUUUUAAUCUGGCUGAGUACUCUGCUGUGCCUGUGGUCCUGUUAUAGCGCACGAUCUAUGAGAUUGAGACGCUGCAAUGAGGACAAGAGACAGCAAAAAACUGAUCAGCCACAGCAACAACUAACACAUCAACAACAACACAAAACAACUAAUACUGCCUAUAGAAGGGGAAUUAUGUGCCAGAGUUGUCAAACUCGCGAAAUUAUGCAAAACGAGGGAAACUGUAAAAAAGUCAUCAAAUUAUGUUUUAGUUCAAUUACAAAUAAUCAACAUCAACAUUAUCAUCAUUAUUAUUAUUGUAAUAAUUAUAAUUAUACUAGUCUUAAAUAUAAGCCGAACAACAACAGCAACAUACUGAUCAAUAACAAAACGUUAACGUCAACUCUAAAGCUAAUCUUAAUGACAGACUUGAUUCUCAAGAUCAUGGCGACGAUAAUGAUAAUGCUGAUGAUAAUGUUAAUGUUAAUGCGGAUGUUGAUAAUGUUAAUAAUGCCGUUAUUGUUUAAGUCAUUUUUGAAAAUGAAAUACAAUAAUAAUCAUCAUAUGAAAAAUAUUAAAUCUAAUCUUAGUUUUAGUCCAAAUACUAGUUAUAAUAGUGAAAAAACAAAUUAUCGUUACUUUUAUUAUUAUAAUUUCAAUAUUAACGACUGGUGGCAGCGGAGACGAUGGUGGCGGCGACGAUGGCGCCGGCCCUCAACGCCUCAUCCCUUGGUAGAUCAUCACUAUGCCACAGAGUCCUUGCUUAUGAGCGGCGUCAGCAGUCAACCGAAUUUUUUUCAACAUAUAUUAUUAUAG
Calliphora vicina (urban bluebottle blowfly) is the source of this 5791-nucleotide messenger RNA. RefSeq names its product Mid1 (gene Mid1). Gene Ontology annotation, biological process: calcium ion import across plasma membrane. Gene Ontology annotation, molecular function: stretch-activated, monoatomic cation-selective, calcium channel activity. The record is from RefSeq and is a predicted model, not a curated record. The transcript is spliced from 6 exons. Gene Ontology annotation, cellular component: plasma membrane. The coding region runs from base 350 to 5791 and encodes 1813 amino acids. NCBI's taxonomy places the organism in Eukaryota, Metazoa, Arthropoda, Insecta, Diptera, Calliphoridae.